UUCUGGCAGUAGCCGAACGAUGAGCGAGAACCCCACCACCAACCUUACCACUGGAGAUGCUCCCACUGGUCCCACCACACCACGGAAGGGUCCUCCCAAGUUCAAGCAGAGACAGACAAGGCAGUUCAAGAGCAAGCCUCCUAAAAAAGGAGUAAAAGGGUUUGGAGAUGACAUCCCAGGCAUGGAGGGGCUGGGCACAGAUAUCACGGUGAUUUGCCCAUGGGAAGCUUUCAGCCAUCUGGAACUGCACGAGCUGGCCCAGUUUGGGAUCAUCUAAGGCUCCAGCAUCUCUACUGGUGUCACCUGGUGACUCCACAGAUGCCAGCUUGGUCUUUAUUAUGUUUGACACUGAUUUCUGGCCCUUAUACCCACUUGCUCAUGAGCAGGAUGGUUUUGUAAGAGCUAGUUAUGAGAAAGUCUUUUGCAAAUUAAUUUGUCAAAGAAGUUAUUCAGGACCCUGAACAGAUUGCAUGCUCCAUGUGAAGAAACUACUGAAAAUGUCUUAAUGCCUCCCUGCACCAUACGUUGUCUUCUCCCACUGUUGUAGACCUUCACGUGUGUGGAGAAAAUAGGAAGCCUCAUUUAAGCUUUUCUUCUGGUUAGCUGAGAUAGUGUGUGCAUGGGUGUGCAUGUAUGCCCAGAACUAAUUAUAUCAAACGCAUUCUUUUUUCUUCCUUCUCUCUCUGACAGCUUUCUAUAUAGGAUUUCCAUGGGUAUGUUCCCACGUUAUCUGGGACACCAACUAGUUGCCAGGAGUUCAUCUGUAGAUAUCAGAAUCAGAGUAACUAGUCCAGACAUUGGGCUGUUUUUAUGUGGGAGAGCCUUCCCCAGGGGUUCACCACCAGGAACCUGCUGCUAAGAUGCACCUCACCAAGUAAAGGGGGAAAGGGCUUGGAAAAUGUUCUCUCUGCCCACCAGCUAUGGGUCACAAGACUCUGGCUGUUGUAAUCCUGUUAAAUGAAAAUGUGUGUGUCUGAGAUCAAAAGCUAAAUGAAUUAAUCCUGCUUUUCAUUCCUUUUUGCUCCCGAGUGGCUGUGAUGCCAAAGAAACGACCCUCCAUACGACACUGUGUGUCCUUUCCUUAGAAAGCAGACCCUUGAAUGACAUUUGCACUGUCCCCAUGCCCAUACAUAUUUACAUGAAGAGUUUGUUUCCAAGGACAUGCUGCUGGUUACAAAGACAAAAAAUCAUUACCA
This is a messenger RNA of Lagopus leucura (white-tailed ptarmigan), 1196 nucleotides long. It is a transcript of the gene PDE6H, whose product is annotated as phosphodiesterase 6H. The transcript is spliced from 3 exons. NCBI's taxonomy places the organism in Eukaryota, Metazoa, Chordata, Aves, Galliformes, Phasianidae. Gene Ontology annotation, biological process: visual perception; positive regulation of epidermal growth factor receptor signaling pathway; positive regulation of G protein-coupled receptor signaling pathway. Gene Ontology annotation, molecular function: 3',5'-cyclic-nucleotide phosphodiesterase activity; cGMP binding. The record is from RefSeq and is a predicted model, not a curated record. Gene Ontology annotation, cellular component: photoreceptor outer segment membrane. The coding region runs from base 20 to 277 and encodes 85 amino acids.